AUGUCUUUAUUAUCUGCGCACUUUGAGCAGAUCCAGAUAUCAUGCCAAGGCAUUGACAGUCUCCCCUUUCCCCGGCCAAAGAUCUUCACAAAUGCCCUGCUGUCAAAUCACGAUAUUACUUCGUUAAUCCGCGACACUGAGACGCAUGAACGAGCCUUAUUCUCGGUCCCACCUCCACCUCCGCAAGCCACUACUCAGGAGCCAGAACUCCCGAAGCAAUCAUCACGACGACAGACCGUGUUCAAUGUUGCUUCAGGCGAGGUUACCACUUCCGGAAGUACCACGGGCAGGAACGUCGGUGCGCCAAGGAGGCACACUGCCGUCGCUGCCGUGCUGGGCGGGGAUCUGCACGACCAGAUACGCAAGAGCGAAAGAGGGCGGAACAAAGACACCCUUGACAUCGAAAUACUAUUAAGGGGCGCCGAGAAGCUGUGCACUGUGUAUCCCCUACCGGGCGCGCUCGAGAGGAUACCUGUACAAAGGAGCAAGUAUGCCCAAAACUUGAGCACCUUGGCCUAUUACGAAGCCAAAGUGGCCGAACAGACUGAGGCAUUGGGCCGCAUGAAUAAGGACAUGUGGAGCGAAGAAGAGGACGACGAAGAGCCGGAAGAGGAAGGCAGCACAAUCCUCACCGAAGACGAUCUCCGGCGGGAAGAAGACGAAGUUAGGGAGUUGGACGGGAAGAAGAGAGAACUACAACGGCGACUAAGAGCUAUGGAGAAAGAUCUUGCUGGACUGCAGGGCAUGUAG
Molecule: messenger RNA, 750 nt
Organism: Truncatella angustata
Lineage: Eukaryota; Fungi; Ascomycota; Sordariomycetes; Amphisphaeriales; Sporocadaceae
Product: DASH complex subunit Spc34
Exons: 2
Coding region: 1-750 (249 amino acids)
Biological process (GO): attachment of spindle microtubules to kinetochore
Cellular component (GO): spindle microtubule; DASH complex
Source: RefSeq, a predicted model, not a curated record